GAGUCAUUGAAGUAUUAAGCAAUAGUCUCUAUUCCAUAAUACAAAGUCAAAACCCCGCUAUUGCAUCAUACUCACGAAAUUCAUAUAUAUACACAUCAACUUGAUCAUUCAUAAAACCUUACGUUCCAUCUUCUCUACCGGACAAGAAUAUAUAUAUCUCUCUUUCUCUAGAUAUAUAGACCCAUAUAUAAUUUCUAAAACCUUUACACACAAUCUUCAUCUAUCUCUUCUCUUCCUCCUAACAAUAGCACCACGCCAAGAGCCGAACAUACGAAUCAAGAACACAACAUAACUCUCAUAUAUAUCGCUAGUCCUAAUUAUGGAGAAUGAUAUAUGCAAGGAAGGAUCAGCACUCUCGAGAAACUUAUCUGUCGGAUACUACGAUGAUAGGAGGUCAGAAGGUGUUCCGUUCAAGUGGGAGAUGCAGCCAGGGACUCCCAUUAGAUCUCAGUCGGAGGAAACUAUUCCUCCAUUAAGUCCUUCUCCGGCUAUGCUCAGCCUCGGCCUCCCCAAGCCUUCCAUCUCCAUCGAAGAGCCAAAUAACUUUGUAUUUCCAGCGAAGCUGAAGCGGAAGCUGCGGAAUUGGAAACAUUUUCAUUGCAAAAGAUAUUUUUCUAGAUUGACUAACAAAAUGGUUUUGUCUUCGAUUUGUUUGUACCCUGAGAAACGACGCUAGAUGACCAAAUUAUGAAUCAUUUCUAUGAAAAUAAAUAGGCCCAAUUCUUUUUUAUUUAUAAUAAUAACAAAUUUUCACA
Molecule: messenger RNA, 755 nt
Organism: Camelina sativa (false flax)
Lineage: Eukaryota; Viridiplantae; Streptophyta; Magnoliopsida; Brassicales; Brassicaceae
Source: RefSeq, a predicted model, not a curated record